This is a messenger RNA of Cylicostephanus goldi, 549 nucleotides long. The record is from the annotation of a GenBank genome assembly. NCBI's taxonomy places the organism in Eukaryota, Metazoa, Nematoda, Chromadorea, Rhabditida, Strongylidae.
AUUUCCUCCGACUUGUGGUUUACAUUGGUUCAUUAGACUGAGGAUUUUGGGCUACUGGAAGAGCCUUGGAAUCUUGCCUUAUUGUUCGUGGAGUUCUUGCGCUUCUUCGCGUCUCGUGAUCACCUGAACGAAGUUGUACAGGUGGUUACGAAAAAUGUGAUGACUAGGGACAAAACUCGGUGGAGUAGGAAGUUGUUGCAGAUUGCAGAUCCAUUUCGAACAGAAAAUGUGGUUACAUUUACUAGAGCCUAUCAAGCAUUCUUCUUCAACUGUUUCCUCAAGUCAUACUUGUACUUUGCAAUACCGCAAACGACAACUGGCCCUAUGGUGGAUAUCAAAUUGUAUCAGAAGAUGGCCGAAAGUCCACGAAAAAGGAGAGGUAAACGGAGGAGAGGAGGUCCCGCUACACCUGGUAGUGAAGUCAGAGGCGAAAGAAGAUUUGGCGGUGGUGGAGAACGCGCUCCUCUUUCAGUUAUGGAAAAUGCCGCACAAUCUACUAGCAUUGACGUCAGUUUGAGUACCCUUUAUAUCCUUUUUGUAUUUAAUUAA